GAAAGUGGACGCAGUGGUCGAAACUUGUGUGUUUAUGUUUCUGUUUCUACUGUUUUGUAUAAACGUAGCGGUAACGAAACUUACUGGACAGUUUUAUCACUGAAACUCAGCCAGUGGUGAGUUAUGGAUGAAGAAUGAGAGGAGCACCAGGGUUCAAACAUCUGUUCUGCUGAAGUGUCCUUGAACAACCUUCUGAAUUCCCUCCAGCUCCAGAGCACUGUAACUCACUCUGGAGGUGGACAAAUGAUGAACAAGUUGCCCUGUACGUGCAGUAAAGGUUCCCUUAUAAGUGGUUAAAGAAUCACUUGAAGAUGAGUAAGUGGGGAGAACGACUGAAGAAGGUUGAGCAGCUUGCUCAGUCAUUCCAGCACCAUCCUCUGGCCACACGCUACAAACCUCGACUGUGGCCGUGCCAGCCUUCCUCCGUCUGGAAGCUCUUCCCUCGUCAAAGUCUGGCUAUCAGCUUUGCUCAGGGCUGCAAAGAGGCUGUACACGUUUUUGCUCUUGAAAAAGAAGAGACAACUCUCGGUCAAAGGAUCUUCCUGGUUACCAGUUACAGUGAGCUGUGGCAUUAUUACAGGACUUUCACUAAGUCCCUGAUGCACUGCUAUGAGGUGAUUCCAGAGGGUGCUGUUUGUAAACUUUACUUUGACUUGGAGUUCCACAAGCCCUCAAACAAGGGAGCUGAUGGGAAAACUAUGGUGUCUUCUCUUAUAAAGUAUGUCUGUGACAAACUGAUGGAAGUUUAUGGGAUUGAAUGCUCUGCAAAAAAUGUCCUCAAUCUCGACUCUAGCACAGAGGAGAAGUUCAGUCAACAUCUCAUCUUCAAUCUUCAAAAGGCAGCUUUCAAAGACAACAUACAUGUUGGUAGGUUUAUCCAUGCAGUACUUCAACCAAUCCUGAGCAACAGUGGAAGUUUCCUUGAAGCUGUGGCAGAAAACAGUGAAACAUGCAGGACACAUGUUGCUGUUCCUGAGGGGAGGGCAACAAAAGCAGGUGAAAGCCCACAGACCAAGAGGCCUAAGCAGGAGGAGACUGACCUCGGCUUCCUCAAGGUGAAAAACAAGGAUGGACAAGACUGUCUCCUUGUUGAUCUUGGUGUCUACACCAAGAACAGAAAUUUUCGUCUUUACAAGUCAUCAAAAGUGGGGAGGAAUGCUCCAUUCACUGUGGCAGACAACAACCAGUUUAUUGCCAAACCUGAGAAGGGGAUUUCUGUGGAUGAAAGCAUAUUCUUGGCGUCCUUGGUCUGUAACGUGAGUUUCACAGGUCAGAGUAUUCUUUCAUGGGACGUCCCGGAAACAAAGGAAUCCAAGACCUGCAGACCUCAUCACCAGCCGGGAUCUGACACAGAUCCAGGCUCACUUUCUGGCAGCUUGACGUCCCCUCAUCAAGAAGUGGACAACUUUGUGCUAACGGUGGUUAGAAAGGAAGGAAUACAAGGAGGCAUCAGGCGAUGGAGCUACUUUGUCUCAGAACAACUUCUUGUCUACGACAUUGCCAGAUACCGCUGGUGUGAAAAUGUGCAAAAGUUCCAUAAAAGCAACAACAUUAUGAUUGUUGUGGAUCUCAAAGAGGAAGUCUGGUACCAGAAGUGUCACGAUCCUGACUGCAGGAACUUCAGAUCUUCAAGCUACCCACUGCCACAGGAGAUCUGCGUCAGCUACAUCAUGACACUGGAUGAGGAGGACCAGGCUUACUUAAUGGACGAUGCUGGCAACAUUGAACCCAGCCAGGCACCAAACCAGGCCCCAAACCAGGCCCCACAGAGCACAGUGUCUCCAAAAGAAGAAUCUGUUGGUGUCUGGGAAGACGGACAGGACGAUGAUCAGGACUAUUUACAGAGCCUGGAUGACUUCGAACAAACCAGUGGGGAGAUCUCUGAUCAGCUUCUGCUCAGUUGUGUGUCAGAGUUUGAUUCGCAGUAGAAGGUAAUAUUAUCUUGCACUGGCUGUACAUAAUCAAAUAUGCUUUUCCUCCUUUUAAGCGUUUAUAAGCAGCAGGUUUUUAGCACUAUGUAUUUUUAAGCAGAUAUAAAUGUUUAUGUAUUUCUCAACCACUGUUACUCGUCCUGUAGGCACCCAUAAGUGAAGGCUGCUGUAUUAACAGAUAGAUAACAAACAAUAUAGUAAAACACAGUUGUAAAAAUAUAAAAUGUGUCUUCAUAGGAGAAGUUUUGUUGACAAAUACUGCACAUUAGUGCACAUUCGUAAACACUUAAAAUGUCCUUGUAGCCACUUAGAACUAAAUUACAGUGAGUUAUAAAGCAUUUAUUAAAUGUUUAUACACUGUUUUUAGAUGACAAAUUGGGGUAAAUACCAACAUUUAUAUAUAAUAAUGCACUUUAUUGACAAUAAUAACAAAUAUAGGUUUCUAGCUACCAAAACAUUGCACUUUUAGGGAUCUAUCAAAAAUAUAUUUUGCAUUAUAAAAAAAACAAACUAUACGCUACAGUUUUGGAAGAAAGUAUUUAUUUGGUACAGUUGACAAAUAUAGAUACUGUACUUGUAACUCCAGCACAUAACUGCACUGUUGCCCUUUUCGUAUCACAGGAGUCUCUAACAAAAACAAUAACAAUAUGGCUUGAACUGUCAAGGAGUCACUGACACGAUUAGAUGUGCAUAAUAAUGAUCACAAUUCAGCAAAAACAUCCGAGUUCACAACAAUGCUUUUUGUUAAAUAACUGAAAUGCUGUUCUGUUUCCCACAAGACUGAUGGUUUCGCGGACCAUCAGUAAAAAGUUAAGGUGAAAUGCUGACAAGGACCUGUAAUUAAUUUUGAAAAACUGGCUUUGUUAAAUGAAACAUGAUACCAGUGUUACCUAAUCUUUCCCCUCAAUACUUUGUGUAUCGUACAGUUUAUAGAAUGCACCUUUUAUCCUGCAGCUCGUGGCACUGAAAUUUGAAAGGACAUCUGAGAAAAGGAACUGCAUGUACAGUAUUAUAACAUUCAGUAUUUUCCAUGCAGUGUUAAAAGAAAACAAAAACAACCAAAAAAAUAAGCAAAAAAGAUCCAUCAAGCAGCAUGAUUCCCAGUAGGCUAUUAGCUAAAUUGUGCACUAGAACAGGUUAAUCAGUCCUUUAGCCUGAAGCACUGAGAAACAUGGGAAUGCAGGGAAUUAACAAUACGGAGUGUCAGGCAUAAUACUCUGCUUACAAAUUUUCAGCAAAUACACUAUUUACAGGUUUAAUGAUUACAUUAAAUAUCAGCUUAAAUAGAUAACCAAAACAUUAAAUAGUCUGGUAUAUAAAUAGUCAAUAUUUGUCACCGUUGUAAAAGUAUAUUUAUAGGAUUUUAUUUUUUCAGACUCCCAAGAAUUAAACCUGACUGAAAUGUUUGCAGAGGUUGGACUUUUCUGACCAUGGAGUACUCAGACUUGGUAGUUAAGGCAUGAGAAAGUCACAUUUCCGCUUUGUCUUUUUCAACCUUUACUCUUUUAUAAAUUAAACCAGUAACACAGUGACAUGUUCUGGGAUAAUUCGAACUAAUUAGCCAGUGAUACCGGGGAAAAUUCAGUCGUAAAGUCACUAACUGAACAUCAAAGUGAGAUUCAUUAUCCAGUUUGUUUAAAAGCAGUCCUCUGCAAAAAUUGUCACUGACAGAAAAAUCAAGGGAACUCCCCAUCACUGGACUAUUUGGUUAUGGCUGUGUGCUCCAAAUGAUUGUCACCUCCCUACAUUACUCCUUGAUCCCAGUUUACAUCUUAAUUUUGGCAUAAAGUUCAUCAAUCUGCUCUCUGAAGCAGCUCCGAAGCUCAGCCCUCUUGGCCUUCAGGGUGGGUGUAAGGAGGCCGUUCUGGACAGAAAACAUCUCAGUGUGUAACGCAAUAUCUCUCACCUGCAGAGGAAAAACAGACCGAAAGAAGGAUGAAAAACAAAAAGUGAAAAUGCAUAUAUUAAAAUAGUGCUGCAACUAAUGAUUAUUUUUUCAUCAUCAGUGAAUUCUUUACAAAGUGGCGAACUAGCUCUCAAGAACCCAAUGAUUUCCAGUUUGUUAUCAAAUUAAUAAGAUGUAACUAUGACAUGUCUGCUAGAAAAUACCUUUAACAACUAAUUAAUCAUCAAAUAAGUUGGCAGUUUAUUUGGACAGACUGCUUGAUCAACUGAUCAUUUCUGUAAUUUGAAGAUGAGAAAUAAAGAAUUAUUGUAUCAAAUACAUAGGUGCUUUUAAAGACACUGCUGUUCCCAGACCAAAAUCAGGAAUGAAAAAAGCAGAACUUGGUGGUAUUUUGAUCAAGUCAAACAUGGCAGCAGUCACCUGUUCAAAAGACUUAAGUCCUGCUUCUUUGCCCAACCUCAGGAUGUCCUCCAGAAUGGCGUUCUUCACCUCCUAAAGACAGUCAGAAACAUAUUAGGCAUCCGUAGAGAGGUUGCUGUUUGUUUGGACUGCUGACGGUAAUAAGUCUGACCUUGCUCUUGCACAGUUCAGAGUAGGAUCCUUCAAACCCUUUCUUCUUGGCCCAUAUAGGUAAAAAGUCUGGAUCGGUCACCACUAUCCCCACCAGGCAGGCCUUUAAAAAUACAACACAGGUAACGUGACAGUCAACUAUCAAACAAGUAUUAGUGUAGAACAAAAAAACAAAAACAAAACAAAACAAAACAAAACA
Toxotes jaculatrix (banded archerfish) is the source of this 4606-nucleotide messenger RNA. RefSeq names its product primase and polymerase (DNA-directed) (gene primpol). The transcript is spliced from 14 exons. Gene Ontology annotation, biological process: mitochondrial DNA replication; response to UV; replication fork processing. The record is from RefSeq and is a predicted model, not a curated record. NCBI's taxonomy places the organism in Eukaryota, Metazoa, Chordata, Actinopteri, Toxotidae. The coding region runs from base 312 to 1928 and encodes 538 amino acids. Gene Ontology annotation, molecular function: DNA-directed DNA polymerase activity; chromatin binding. Gene Ontology annotation, cellular component: nucleus; mitochondrial matrix.